UCGAGGCUUGUGGGCGAAACGCUUUGAUGAAUCAUUUAAGGGCUGCUGGUCCGAGGCUCACGCUGCCAUCAGCGGCCGUUCGCUGCGCCCGACGCCGCUGGACGGGCUCGUCCGGCGGACCGCCGAACCGCGACACACGCUGACUCUGGACCCGAGCGGGCAAACCGGACGGGGGUUGGUGUCCCCCCCCCUACCUCGGUACUCGCCGGGGCUGUUUCGUACGCGGAGCCUACAAAGUCAUGUUGAGUCGGCGGGGGAGGAGAGACGGAGCUCACAGUGCUUAGACGCCCGAUCUCGUGUCACCACGUUUUCGGGAUUAUUCGCAACGAGGCUGUUGUCAUUCCCACGAAAAUACCCCGCUUCCCCCCUCGACCGCCGCGGUUAAGUUUGUUUUUUCUAUUAGACGGAAUGACCAAGACGCCCCCUACAAACGCGCCUUACGCGGCAGAAUUGAUGUGAUGCUUGAUACACGUUUUACCUCUGAAACAGCCCGACCGUCGACACGUCGCUUUGAUAGACUACCUCGUUCCUGGAUCGGUUCAGUGUUAUAUUUUUUUUGGGGGGGGGGGAGAGGAAACGCCUCCAUGAGCACUGUUUUCAUGAUUGAACUGACUUUAUGUCCCAUGCAUCUACCUCAAACGCAAGAUUUUCUCCAGAACACAACAAACCGACGUGUCCCAAAUGAAUACCUCACCCCGUCUGUGAAUUGAGCCCGGUUUUCGGUAGAGCUCUGCAGAUGGCUUCGUUUCCAGACUCGGACCUGCAGACGUGCCCGCUCUGCAAAGAGCUCUGCGGCUCCUCCGCUCCCAUUUCCUCCAACUCCUCUACCUCGUCAUCUUCCUCUCACACCUCGUCCUCCUCCAGUCAGACCUCCAGGAGGCUUCACGUUCUACCCUGCCUUCACGCCUUCUGCAGGCAGUGCCUAGAAAGCCAGCGCAGCCCCGGAGAGCCGCUCAAACUGCGCUGCCCCACCUGCGACCAAAAGGUGUCCAUCACUGAGGCUGGGGUGGAGUCUCUGCCCUCGUCCAACUUUCUCUUCAGCAACCUGCUGGACGUUGUGGUGAGCUCGGAAGAGCAGAUCCAGAGCAAAAAUGGCCACCACCACCGUGUGGGCGGCGGCUCUGGCUUCCACCACCCCCACGGGGGCCUCCUGCGGCCACAUCACCUCGGAGAGCCUCAGUGCAGCUCCUGCGAUGAGGAGAACCCAGCCAGCUCCCACUGCCUGGACUGCCAGGAGUACCUGUGCGAUAACUGUGUGCGGGCCCAUCAGCGGGUGCGGCUGACCAAGGACCACUUCAUAGAACGUUUGGGGGAGAGCCUUCACCUGGGGGGCCGGUCCAACGCCAACAGCAGCACCAGCCAGCCGGGGGUUGCUGUUUCCCUGGCCCAGUCGCUCCAGAACAAUUUUGCCUUGCUCUCCCUCUUCCAGGACCGCAUGAGCUUCUGCCAGCAUCACGACAACGAGGUGUUCCUGUUCUUCUGUGAGACCUGCUCGGUGCCCAUCUGCAGGGAGUGCAGCGUGGGCCGUCACAUGGGCCACAGCUUUGUCUACCUGCAGGAUGCUGUCCAGGACUCCAGAGCCGUCACAAUCCAGCUGCUGGCCGACGCACAGCAGGGACGACAGGCCGUGCAACUGAGCAUGGAGAAGGCCCAGGCUAUGGCGGAGCAGGUGGAGAUCAAAGCGAAGGUGGUGCAGACCGAAGUGAAAGCCAUUGUCCUCAGACACAAAAAGGCCCUGGAGGAGAGGGAGUGUGAGCUACUGUGGAAGGUGGAGAAGAUCCGUCAGGUGAAGGCCAAGUCUCUGUACCUGCAGGUGGAGAAGCUCCACCAGAGCCUCACCAAGCUGGACAGCACCAUUGCCACCGUCAGCCAGGUGCUUGACGAAGGCCGUCAUCUUGACGUGCUGCUGGCCCGUGAGCGCAUGCUCACCCAAAUCCACGAGCUCAAGUCCCUCCGGGGCCUCCUUCAGCCGCAGGAGGACGACCGCUUCAUGUUUACGCCCCCAGACCAGGCCCUGUACAUAGCCAUUCAGUCCAUGGGUCUGAUCAGCAGCGGAGCCUUUGCCCCUGUCACCAAAGCUCAUGGCGAAGGUCUGAAAACCGCACUCCGGGGCAAACCUGCCUCCUUCACUGUGAUUGGGUAUGACCACGACGGAGAGCCACGCCUUUCUGGUGGAGACGCGGUGUCGGCCAUCUUCAUGUCUGGUUCCGACGGUAACCUGUCUGUGGCCGAGGUGACGGACCAUCAGAAUGGCUCGUACACUGUCAGCUACCUGCCCAAGAGCGAAGGGGAGCAUCUGGUGUCGGUCCUGGUGUGUAACCAGCACAUCCAGGGCAGCCCAUUUAAGGUGAUGGUGAAGUCGGGACGGAGCUAUGGAGGGCUUGGGUCACAGGUGUCGGCCUUUGGCUGCGAGGGCGAGGGAGAUGGACAGCUGUGUCGCCCGUGGGGCAUCAGCGUGGACAAGGAGGGAUACGUGGUGGUGGCUGAUCGCAGCAACAACCGUAUACAGAUCUUCAAGCCCUGUGGUGCCUUCCACCAUAAAUUCGGCUCUCUGGGUUCUCGGCCUGGUCAGUUUGAUCGUCCAGCUGGGGUCGCAUGUGACAGUCAGAGACGCAUCAUCGUGGCUGACAAGGACAAUCACCGAGUGCAGGUGUUUACGUUUGAGGGCCAGUUCCUGCUUAAGUUUGGAGAGAAGGGCACCAAGAAUGGGCAGUUUAACUAUCCCUGGGAUGUGGCCGUCAACUCUGAGGGUAAGAUCCUGGUCUCGGACACCAGGAACCACCGCGUGCAGCUCUUCGCACCCGACGGCUCUUUUCUCAACAAGUAUGGCUUCGAGGGGGCUCUGUGGAAACACUUUGAUUCCCCUCGGGGAGUGGCCUUCAACCAUGAGGACCACCUGGUGGUGACCGACUUCAACAACCACCGGCUUCUGGUCAUCCGACCCGACUGCCAGUCAGCUCGCUUCCUGGGCUCUGAGGGCACCGGAAAUGGCCAGUUCCUCCGGCCCCAGGGGGUGGCUGUGGACCAGGAGAACCGCAUCAUCGUGGCAGACUCCCGCAACCACCGAGUCCAAGUGUUUGAGCCCAACGGGAAUUUCUUAUGCAAGUUUGGCACACAGGGGAGCGGCUUUGGACAGAUGGACCGCCCCUCCGGCGUGGCCGUGACACCCGACGGGGUCAUUGUGGUUGUCGACUUUGGAAAUAACCGCAUCCUCAAGUUCUAAAGAGUUGUCUUUCUCUCUGCUGUGACAUUCUCAUGCUCCAUUUACCCAUCCUCGUCUUAGUGAAGGAAAUGGAGGAGAGGGAAUGAAUCAGCAGACACGACGAGAGGAGAGCUUAAAGGGAGGAUUCAGAGCAGACUGAAAUGACAGUAGGGAUGAAACUGUGCAUUAUUUUUCUCUUUCAUGUCAAUAUUCUGUUAAUCAGAUAUCUGUGGUAUAUAAAUCUCUAUAAAUCGAUAAUCGGUUGACAGAGACAUUUCGCUUCCCCCAGUCUAAACUGCUCUUAACUCUCUCUAUAAGCUCUCCUCGAGUGGCCAUCUCAGGGAAUUUCUUACUUUUCUUGAAAUCUUGUACCCUCUGCUCCCCACCUACCUCAUUUAGCUCUUUAUGAAUGUACUCAUAGUCACUGAGCAGAGGAUUAGUCCGUGAAGUUUUACAAAGAAGAAAGGAAAACGUCUACCUCAAUACUUUAUUUAAGAGAGACAGAAAAAAAAAAGAAUAGACUCUUCAGUUGAUAUUUGCACAGGAUUAAUGAAUUCUUGCUGUGCAGUUGGAAUAUGAGUUAAAUGAACCUCCUGAAUGUUGUUGCUGAGACAAUACUCAGACCGCUGUAGAGGCUGCAUGAUUCACUCUGAUUAGAAGGCUAAACUGGAGAGGAAGCUGGUGUUCAGUGGUGUCCUUUCACAUAUUUUUUAGAUGAUCUCUUCUUGCUCACGCAUGGACCCCCGUCUCCUUGCGGCUCUUUGGAGGAGGUGUGUAGUGUCAUGGUAGCCCAAGAAGAGUGCUUGAAAGUGAUGCCAAACUUGAUAGAAUCGGAAUUAGCUCAGGUCAACGGUAGGAGAGUCCUAGAUUAAAAUGAUUGUUAGUUUUCACAAUCUUAACUCUAGUUUUACUGGCGAAAUGGUCACAGCGGAUGCUGACUUGGCCAGUCCCUUAACAAUAGAAAUUUACAAGAUAAGUGAGGUAAUCCCCAAAAUGAUCCCUGAAAUCCCCAUUGUUCCCAAAGUAUCCAAUUAUUGAUCCACCCCCCCCCCACCCCACCCCCAAUCCUCAUUCCUGCCGUGCUGAGGCAGCUUGAAUUCCUACAAAUUUUAUUGAUCUUUAAAAAAGUAAAACCAGCUGGGCCAUUACUGUCCAGUCUGCUAUGUUAACAGCAAAGACACAAGGAUCAAUAUGCAAGGACAGCUUUGUCCCCUCCAAAAUGGAGGACCCACCAAAGGAUUUUUGAGAUAACUUUUCCAAGAUGUGGUUCUCAUUAGUGAACCUGAAUUGGAGAUUUAAUCACGUGUGAAUGACAUCUUUGUUGAUGAGGCGUACUACGUAACAAAAGCCUCAGUAGUAGACAUCUAAUUGACUGUUCAGAGGACAUGAUUGACAUCAAUAAAGGCCAGCUUGAACUGUGUUUUGGAUUCAGAAUGUGGUUGAAAGCCACUCCACUUGGCUCUUGGGGCCCAAGAUUUAAUCAGAUCCUUUGUGAGGGGCAUCACCACAAAGCCCUGUCCUAUUUAUUGAUGCAUAGAGUUCAGGAAAGAUCUCCGAAUGGAGUGCUAGUAGGCCAAUCCUCUAAAGAUGGAAGUCUAAAGACCAGCUAGUGGAGUCCACCAAAGGUAGAAUUUCUGCACAAUGGCCAACGUGUUAUGUUUUGGCAUUUAAAAAAAAUAAUUUAAAUCCCCUUAUUAAAUACAUUUUGUUGAAUAAUCAUAGAUGUUGGGAAAUGUAAAGCUCACCAAAACUCAUGGAGUUCACAGCACUGUCACUGCUGGGCUUAAAACUAGGAGAAGAAAGAUGAAGCCUGCAUUAUGGAUGUGCCCGUAUCCCUUCACAUCUCUUAAGGACAAGGUUUCCUAGCCAUGGGUGGCUGGUUUAGUUUUAUGUGGCUUUUAAGAAAGACCCCUUUGUCUUGCAUCUGCAGAGAUUUUUUUUUUUUUUUUUUUGUGAAGAGAAGAGACACAAUCUCAAAGCACCAAAGAGAAGCCCCCACCCCCGGCCAUUAUUCACCUCAACCCUUCACAUGCUCCCCUCGUCCAAUCCCCCUAUGCUUAUCGAUACUCUACGGCCCAUAGGACCGAAAUACCAUCUCGAAAUUGGCAUCGUCACCCAAAAUUGAAUUGCCAUGGAAAGCUGAUAGAUACUAACCCUAUCCUUAUACCUUUUAUGGUGCACGCAUUGUGGGGGUUGUGAAUCCCUUCACCCCUUGUUAGAGAAGUGUCCCACUGGAAGCACUAGACAAUUAAGGUUCUGCUAGCCACUUCCUUAGUAUAGCACAGAACCAUGGGACCUAUUAUAUGACCCACUGACUAACUCUCACCUAAGAGGGGAGGGCUAGUCUGCACAUUAUCAGGAUUUACUUCCUCAUAUGUCGAAUAUUCUUUGCCUCGAUGGUCAUGUUAUCUCAUUUCUCUAAUACCUCAACUCUCAAAUACCUCAAGUAUGUCAUCCAUACAUAUAUAUGUGUAUGUAUAUGUAUGUAUGUAUGUAUAUACACCUACUGUGCGUUUGAAACUUCAAAUACCUCAACUUGUAAUGUUCAUAUACCUUGUUCUGUGUAUCUCAAUUUUUCUGUAUCCCUUUUCUCUUAUUUAAGCAUACCUCGCCAGAUAUUUAUAAGUUACAGAAUAUACCUCAUUCUUUGAAUCUUCCUGCGUCGGGCAGUUGGUGUCCCAUAUCUGUCGGACCAAAGAGCUCAAUCACCUUGGUUCUGUGUCUAGUUGAAAUAACAGCAGACGCGUCAUGGUCCUCUCUCCACCCUGCAUCCCUGACCGGGUUAUAUUGUGGUCAGUCAUCUGUAUAAAUUGCCUCGUAAACUUUGCCUUUUUUUUUUUUCUAAAUCAUUUUAGAAACCAAAUGUUGCAGGUGUACGCAUUGUGCCAAAAAGAAAGAGAAAUCUCUGGUUCUUUGCCAAACAGGGUUGGCACAUGGACCAUGCUGUACUAGACGACAAGUGUCAUUGGACCAUUAUAUCAUAGAUAUGUGUUGAAGAAAUCAGCGUCUGGGGAUAAAUCCUUUUGUCUCUUGAUUGGUUGCAUCUAAGAAGGGCUGAGCCCCGUUGUUCUUUACCUCAUGGCAACGAAAAGAAGAUUCCACUUGUACUUUUGUUACUGUGUUUGGAGGGGGUGUGGGGAAGGAGAGGAAGCGCGGCCUCUUUUUUUUGUUUUGUUAAGAGUUUAAAAACUUCACCCGGCUGCUUUCAUUCGCACAAGUUUUUCGAAAAGUUCCCCACGUUGCAGCACAAUGUACCGUUACUUCACCGCAGGACGCGUGUAUUUUGGAGAUGCACGGUUGCAGGCGCGUUUUGUUUUUUUGUUUUUUUUCCCGUGACAGUGCAAGGCGUGGUUUGUGCAAACAUGUCGAGCUCUUAACAUCACGAGCAUGAAGAUAAGCCUGUCUUUGUGUUGAUGUGUGUUAAGCGGAGACGGUUAGCACAUUGAAGGCAGUUUGAGUCCACAGACGCUGCUGCUUUGAGCCCAACAUCUAGCUUCACCAACGGGAUUGUUUUUUUCCUCAGUAUUACUCUUAAGAAAUGUUCAGUCAGGUCUGCAUCGGUCUUUUUUUGAAAUUAAGAUUGCAGAAUUCUAUCUUUAAGAUCCCUAGGUCUUCACUCUUAAAGAGGAAAAACUGUAUUUUAAUUUUUUUUUUCAUUUGUUGCAUGCUUUAAAAAGUCCUUGUAUAAUAACGUCUCUCAGAUAGGUGUUGAAAACUCGACGGGGCGGGUAGCUGAAUCUUGGGAUGGUUUCGUCGAAAUAUAUACCCAAAGAUGUGUAUGUGUGUUAGGAUUACAUUGGGUGGAAAUAACUUUUUUUUUCUUCUUUUUUUUUUUUUACCUCUGCGAUUACAGUUUGUGUUUUUUGUAGAGACUCUGCACGGCACAAACCCUGUUGAAGCCAGCGAUGCCUUAGAAUUCCUGAAUUGGGAUGUAGGCCGAGUUUCCACACCCAAAACGCUGGUUAUGCCCCCCCCCGCCCAUUAGUGCUUAAUUUCUUUUACCCUCCUCUAAUAUGCGUACUGUGGAUGGACGUAUUAACAUUUACUGUCCCACCGUACAACAAGACCUCGCCUCUCUGAAGGAAGCUGAAAGAGCGCCGCUUCCUGUUCUCAAUCACUCAGCAUAGAGUUCCUCUCCAACGAGGAAAUGAUCCCAGUGUCCGUAAGGCGGCCAUUUUGUGUUUGACCUAGUUAUGGGAACCUCUCUCACUGUCAUGCGAGAAGACGCUAGGUUGCCCCUGCAACGACUCAGUAACUCAGCCUGCCCUCCCCCAGUCUCCCCCGUCUCAUAAGCAUACAGGAAGUGUAGUGAUGGCUGCUAAGCAUUGGGGUUGGUUGGCUGCACCCCUGUUGUGUGUAUGUCUGUGUUGUGUGUGUGUGUGUAUGUUUGUGUUGUGUGUGUGUUGGGGGGAGGGGUUUAUUGGGGCCUCUGUGGUUUUGUCCACCAUUUUAUUUCUGGCCUCUCAUGGCUUAAAGAGGAAAAAAAGCAAAACUGCACCUGGUGACGUGUACAAGGUCGUAGACCUCUUUUAAUGAUUGUCUUCUCUUUAAAGAAAACAGUUGGAAAAUUUAGAAAGGAAAAUAAACUCAGGUAGUUCUCAGUGGCCCUGCCCUGCAGGUGUCUCAGUGAAAUGUGUCCCGUAGUGAUAUUGUAGUAAUUUUUUUUUCCUGUUAUGACCUCUCAGUACUAGUAUGAUUCUUUUCUGUGUCCAUUUAUAUAUUAUAAAACAAUUUCCCAAUCUAAAAAAAAAUUAUGCUUUUGAUUAAUUUCCCCAGAUUACUUUUUUUUGCUUACUAUUUGUUUUUCCAAACACAAUAGUACAAAUACUCCAUGAGACUUGAUGCCCGUUGGCCCUUUUAGAAUGUAUUUUUUUUGAAGAAAAGGGUUGAUUGGAGUCUUGUUAAUUUUCGCUCACUACAACCGACUGCCCAUAUCAAUGGGAGGCAGAACAGAGACCACUCAUCAGAAAUGCAAUUUGUCUCAUUGUCGCCAGUGCUACACAUUUGACACCAGUCGUACUAAGCCCGUUGGGUUGAAACAGAUGGUUCUGGGACAUUUAGCACCUUCUUCAUGUCGCAGCUUAGUCAUUGUAAAGGAUGUCGUGGGCCGGGGAUGAACGGCCUCAUUCAUCCCAUCUGAUACCUUGUUCUGUUCUGCCCUCUGUUCUUCCAGCAGUAGGUUGUGUUGAGUGUGCCUGUGUUUGUGCGCUGCAUCUGUGAUGUCGUUGAGCAGAAAUCCACUGAAUGUAUCCUCACAGUCCAAGACGCAGGGCGAGCCAGUUCGGCCAGCCGAGUUUAGACGGAUGCUGCUGGCGCUUUCACUGGUCUGUUCCAUGGUGUGUGCGUGCAUGUGUGUGUGCACGUGUGUGCGUGGGCUGUAACAAAGUGUGUAUUUUCCCCACCGCAUCUUCCAUUGCCUCUGUACACACACGUGGACACGCACAUCGUGCUCAGUGGAAGCGCAGAUGUCAGGUCUUCAGUCUAAAUAAGGCAAAGGAGACUAUUAUAUAUUGGCCAUCUGCUGCUCCCCCUGUCUUCUUUGGACUUUAAACAUUUCCUAUGCAGUUUUUUUUUUGUUUACACUUAAAUAAACUUGUA
Molecule: messenger RNA, 8800 nt
Organism: Lampris incognitus (smalleye Pacific opah)
Lineage: Eukaryota; Metazoa; Chordata; Actinopteri; Lampriformes; Lampridae
Gene: trim71
Product: tripartite motif containing 71, E3 ubiquitin protein ligase
Exons: 7
Coding region: 737-3223 (828 amino acids)
Biological process (GO): proteasome-mediated ubiquitin-dependent protein catabolic process; protein polyubiquitination
Molecular function (GO): zinc ion binding; ubiquitin protein ligase activity; protein binding
Source: RefSeq, a predicted model, not a curated record